Venustampulla echinocandica is the source of this 2502-nucleotide messenger RNA. RefSeq lists its product as uncharacterized. The record is from RefSeq and is a predicted model, not a curated record. Gene Ontology annotation, cellular component: membrane; extracellular region. Gene Ontology annotation, molecular function: hydrolase activity; transmembrane transporter activity. The transcript has 7 exons. Lineage: Eukaryota; Fungi; Ascomycota; Leotiomycetes; Helotiales; Pleuroascaceae. The coding region runs from base 1 to 2502 and encodes 833 amino acids. Gene Ontology annotation, biological process: transmembrane transport.
AUGGCUAGCAUUCAGGAUGAAGAUGAGCGGUUGCUGAACCAGAUUGGCUAUUCCCAGGAUAUGGGACGGCAUUUCAAUCAAUGGUCAAUUUUAUCCUAUGCCAUCUCCGUCCUUGGAGUUCUUGGGUCCCAGCCUGCCACCUUUGGCACGCCGCUGAGCCUUGGAGGACCUGCUGCGGCGGUUUGGGCUUGGCUUAUAGGCUCCAUCAUGGCAUCGUUCACUUCAGCAUCCGUUGCCGAGCUUGUAUCGGCAUAUCCUACAGCUGGCGGCAUGUACUUUGUUACGAAGAGCGUGGUACCUCCAGAACAUGUUGCUUUAUGGGCUUGGGUUAUCGGCUGGCUUAAUCUUUUGGGCCAAUCCGCCGGAGUAGCGAGUGUCUCCUACACUGUUGCUCAAAUGAUUCUUGCUAUAGCAACCAUGAAUUCUCAAUAUGACGAAGCUUCUGGCACCUACGCGUAUUCGCCAACACCAUUGCAGAUUGUUCUCCUUUCGAUAACAUUUCUAGUUGCUUUUGGAAUAGUCUGUUCGCUCACCACGGAGACACUCCAUAAAAUAGAGCUGUGGUUUGGACCUAUCAAUGUCCUCGGAACAGGAGUUAUUUGCAUCUCCCUCCUGCUUCUGACUCCGAAUAAACAAGAUGCCAAGUGGGUCUUUGGUCAUUUUACCGAUGGCUCUGGUUGGGGCGUUGGUUUCUCAUUUCUACUCAGCUUUCUAUCGGUUGCAUGGGUGAUGACAGACUAUGACUCUACUACCCACAUGUCCGAGGAGACACACGAUGCUGCAAUCCAAGGGCCAAAAGCAAUUCGAUGGUCCGUUACUAUUAGCGGGAUACUUGGAUGGAUAUUGACCGUCACGCUGUGUUUCUGUAUUAGUGAUUUGGAAGCUGUUAUUAAAAGUCCUACAGGUGUACCAGCAGCCCAGAUCUUCCUAGAUGCAGCAGGUAAGACUGGCGGGACGGCAAUGUGGUUCUGGGUCAUCCUUGUCCAGGUAUUUACUGGUUGCUCUGCCAUGUUAGCAUUGACCCGAAUGGCAUAUGCAUUUUCUCGGGACGGGGCAUUACCCCAUUCACGCUUCUUCUCCAAAAUCAAUCCACAAACCCGCACCCCAGUCAAUGCCGUCUGGCUCUGCGUCGUCUUCUGCUGCUCCCUAACACUCAUCGCCAUCGGUUCCACGCAGACGAUUGUCGCGGUCUUCAAUAUCACCGCUCCAGCCUUGGACUUCUCCUACGCGCUUGUGAUUCUCGCUCGUAACUUAUACUCCGACCGGAUUAAAUUCAUCCCUGGCCCCUACCAGCUCGGAAAAUGGCAGAAACCCACCAACUUGAUCACAUUCAUUUGGGUAUCAGUCAUAAGUGUGGUCUUACUGUUCCCUACAGUCCGGCCUGUAACUGUCACAAAUAUGAAUUAUGCUGUUGCCAUGGCGGGUUUCAUUGGAGUCUUUAGUCUCGGGUGGUGGUUUGCGGGCGCUAAUAUGUCGUAUACUGGCCCAAGGACAAGUGAAAUGAUUAUCCCGAUUGGGGAUGAAGAUAGCAAUGCAGAUGAUGGUAUCAAUGAAGAUACUGAUAUCAAUGAAAGAGUCCGCCUUAUGAGAGCCCGACUAGCAAUAGUAGUCGUCACCACCCUCCUCCCUACAAUCAACGCCGCCUCCUCAACCCUCCAACUCAUUCCCCCAAGCUCCUUCGGCCCCAACCCAACAAAUGUCGGCUUCUACCUCUACCUCCCCAAGAACCUCGCGCCCUCACCCCCCAUCCUAGUAAACCCGCACUGGUGCCAUGGCUCCGCCCAAGCAGCAUUCACAGGGACGCAGCUGGCAACACUGGCAGAUACCUACGGCUACAUCAUGAUAUUCCCUGAUUCGCCGAACAUGUCAGAUAAAUGCUGGGACGUCUCGUCCACACAAACACUCACCCAUGACGGCGGUGGCGACGCCCAAGGCAUCGUGAGUAUGGUCAAAUACGUGCUAGCAAACCACGGCGCGGAUCCCAAGCGCGUCUUCUCCAUGGGCACAUCCUCCGGCGCCAUGAUGACGAACGUGCUCCUAGGCUCGUACCCGGAUAUCUUCGCGGCAGGCAGCGCCUGGGCGGGCGUAGCAUUCGGAUGUUUUUCCGGUCCCGGGUACGAUUACUGGAACUCGGAUUGCGCGGAAGGGAAAGUGAUUAAAACUGGUGCUGAAUGGAAAGCUAUCGUGCAAGCUGCUUUCCCAUCGUAUACUGGCUGGCGGCCGAAGAUGUGGGUGUUCCACGGCAGCGUGGAUACCACGCUGUAUCCGCAGAAUCUGCAGGAGGAGAUUAAGGAGUGGACUGCGGUGCUGGGGUUGCCUGGGAGCCCGGUGAAGACUUUGAGUGAUGAUCCGAAGGGGGGGUGGACGACGUGGGUUUAUGGAGAUGCGUUUAGGGCCACGAGUGCGAGUGGGGUUACACAUGAUAUUCAGACAAAUGAAACAUUGGUGCUGGAUUGGUUUGAUUUGAAGUGUAAGGGGAAUGGAUGUUUUUCGCGGCCGUAG